AUGUUGAAAGCUAGUUUAACUGGUUCAAAACAUGAGAAAAAAGGUUUUCUCGAAAUAACAGGGGAUGGACAAUCAAUUGGUCGGGUUGUAUUGGCUUUAUUUAACGAUAUUGUGCCAAAAACAGCUGAAAAUUUCCGUGCAUUGUGCACUGGUGAAAAAGGUUUUGGCUACAAAGGUUCACCAUUUCAUCGUAUUAUACCAAAUUUCAUGUGUCAAGAUAUUAUACAUCAUAAUGGUUUUGGUGGUAAAAGUAUCUAUGGUGAUACGUUUGAUGAUGAAAAUUUUCAAUUAAAACAUACAAAAGAAGGUUUAUUAUCAAUGGUUAAUAAAAGUAAAAAUACAAAUGGUAGUCAAUUUUUUAUUACAACUGCUAUUACAUCGUGGUUAGAUGGAAAAAAUGUUGCGUUUGGUGAAGUAUUAGAAGGUUAUGAUGUAAUUAAAAAAAUUGAAGAAUAUGGUAGUCCAUCGGGUAUAACAUCGAAAAAGAUUACUAUAAGUGAUUGUGGAUUAUGGAACUAA
Didymodactylos carnosus is the source of this 519-nucleotide messenger RNA. The record is from the annotation of a GenBank genome assembly. NCBI's taxonomy places the organism in Eukaryota, Metazoa, Rotifera, Eurotatoria, Philodinida, Philodinidae.